AUGCGAUCCUCAUACCUACGCCUUGCCAUUUUGGCCACCUUGAGCAGUCUCAUUGGCACCUUCGGUCGAGCAAUCCCACACCCUAACCUAUCUUCAAGCCAACUUCCCGGAUCCUACCCUACCACUGUUGUCGGCCAGGGUCAUCCUAAGCAAUUUUUGCCUGAAAAUGUAGGCAAUUGGGCAAAUGGAAUAAACCCGCAUGUACAUUCUGUCCCUUUGAUCGACACAGAUAAUGCUCAUGCCCAGAGUCACCGCCAACAACGAGAAACUAGCUUAGACGACGGCACUAGCCCCGCCGAGAAUGAUUCGGCUAGCGUGCAUCAGCAUGCUUCCAGAGCUACAGCGGAUUGGAAUAAGUAUGUCCAAAAAGGCCAAGAACUAAUCAACAACCUCGAAAACGCCUUGAAGAAUAAGAAGGCAAUCGACAGCAAAUUUAACAUUUUUAGAGGAUGGAAACCAAGUGAUAAAAAACCUGAAACACUUCCGUCAGUGGUAGGAAGCGCGAUGGACUCUGAUGGCAUUCCAACUGUUCAGUCUCAGCAUUACAAAUAUUGGGAGGCGAAGGAUCCUCAAUCACCAUCCCAGUACUCUGGCUUUUUCGAGAGCGGUUCGAAUCCAAAGGCAAUGAUUGAAAAGAGAAUAUCAAAGAAUGGCAAUCCUAGCCUGCAAAUGUCCGAGGUUGCAUUCCAGUUGGCGUCGUGGGCCCUUGAUGAUGGUGAGGAGUCUCUUCAAAAGUUGGAAUACAUCUAUAAGCCUGAAAUCCAAAACCCUUUAACCGUGGACAUUAUGAAACAAGCAUAUGCAAAUACUUGUGACAAAGGAGACCGAAUAGUCUUCAAGCCUGAUUCUGAGGAGUUCAAGGCAUUGCUUGGAUCUCCGAAUGGUGCACUUGUGCCGCGGAUGCUUAUAGACCAUGCCGACUUUUUUGGGAAGACUGUCAAGGAGAUCAGGCUCUAUCUGGAGAAGGAUAUGAUGGUCUUCAAGCUCGGAUAA
This is a messenger RNA of Aspergillus glaucus CBS 516.65, 993 nucleotides long. RefSeq lists its product as uncharacterized. The transcript has 2 exons. Bases 1 to 993 code for a protein of 330 amino acids. The record is from RefSeq and is a predicted model, not a curated record. Lineage: Eukaryota; Fungi; Ascomycota; Eurotiomycetes; Eurotiales; Aspergillaceae.